Xyrauchen texanus (razorback sucker) is the source of this 3611-nucleotide messenger RNA. Its product is annotated as PH and SEC7 domain-containing protein 1. Gene Ontology annotation, biological process: regulation of ARF protein signal transduction. The coding region runs from base 264 to 3197 and encodes 977 amino acids. Lineage: Eukaryota; Metazoa; Chordata; Actinopteri; Cypriniformes; Catostomidae. The transcript has 15 exons. The record is from RefSeq and is a predicted model, not a curated record. Gene Ontology annotation, molecular function: phospholipid binding; protein binding; guanyl-nucleotide exchange factor activity.
AGAAAUGAUCAGGUUGUUUGUGGUCAGGAAGUGCAAGUGUGUCUCAAAAGUUGCUUGAGCAAAAGUCAAUGCCAAUCACAUCCGCCCGUGUGAGUCUCUUAAAACAGUUCAGCGUUUCAUGAGUGUCUUAUAAGAGCUUGUUAAGUGAAUGUCGGUGUGGGAGGAAACCAUUUCAAAAUGGACGCCCUGCUCAUCACAGAAUAUUAAGACUGAAUAUUUUACCUUUGUGACGUCUUCAUGAUGAGGAUAUAAAUGAGAAGACUAUGGAUAAUACGGCAGACUAUGAGGAAACUGAACCAUACCUGGAGGCCAAGCAGUACAUAGAGAAAAUGACACAAGAAACUGAUGGUCUUGAUCUGUCUGAACACAGUGUCUCAUUGUUUCCCGUCACUGUGCCCUGCACUUCUCUCUCUUACGCUACUGUGCAGUGGGAUGUCCCGGAAACCUCCGCAGAACCUCCAUCCACUGGAUCUGUGAAUGAACUGAACUCUGAAAUGAACUGGACUGUUAACCUUCUGUCCACAGACCUCGGUUACAUCCCAAAUGAGGAAGCGAUUGUUGAUGUACUACCUGAAGCCGAGCCACAAACAGACGUCACUUUAACAAACAGUUAUUUUUCACAGACAUGUAAUGCACAGAAAUCAGAUAUAAACACACAAAUUGAAUCCUCACAGGACGAGAUCCAGACACCAUCUGCAUAUGUCGAAGAAACCACACAGACAUCAGAUUCUACUGCAGAUACAACAUCUAGGUCUGAGGAGAAUUUCAAGUCUUCUUAUGGUGUUCAUAUCUUAAUGGACACACAAGGCUCUGAGAUUCAAUCAGGUCCAGAGAGUUCACAUGUGGAAGAAGAGAAGGAAGUAGAUGUUUUAGUCCUUCCCAAACUGACUUUAACCCAUCAGGAAAGCUCUGAUUCAGACAGGGAGGAAUGUACAGAAGAAUGCACUGAGACAAAUAGAGAAUCAUCAGACACAAGAACAAAUAAUCAGGAGGAGUUGAAUUUCUUGGAUCAGAUUACAGGACCUGACCAGCCUCUGGAACAGGAAACGUCAGAUCUUCUAGAUGUCCAAUCAGAGAACAAGUCUAAUCAACCACAGGAAUCCAUUACAGACCAAACAGAACCAAGAGAGCAACUAUCAGAUUUUAUUAUGGAUUUAAAGGAACUAGAGGAAGUUGAACUGGCACCAGAGCAAGUCAGACAUACAGAAGAGAUGAACAUAUCUGUUACAGUGAUACAGGUGAACCAGAAUAAUGAGAUUCUACAACAUUCUGGAGAGACAGAGGACAUCUCAGAACAGUUAAUCAAAGAUGACGGACCAAAAUGUGCCGAAGAACCUGUCAGUUCAGUGGAGAAACUGUGUCCCGAAGAAGCAGAAGAUGGGACAAAAGAAGCGGCGAAACACUUGGAGCUUUCAGAGGAGAUGUCAGAAAUUUCAACAGAAGAUGAAACCUCAAUGAAAUCCAAUAAACCAGAAAUACAGUCACCAGAACAGACCGAGCAAUUAAAAUGUCCAGAUGCAAACGAAUCCUCAGAGCAGAUACAAUAUCCAAAUGAGGAGAACCCCCCCAAGCAGAUGGUACAAUCAGAGAUUAAACCAUUAGACCAGACAGAACAUUCAGCCGAAAUCAGACAGUUCGAGUCCAGUGACCUGAAACGACAUCCAGUGCUGACAGACGUGGCUGAACACAUGCAGGAAGUUCUGGAGAACCAGGUACCUGUGUGUCCUCAUAUUAACGGAGGUGUGGAGCUGGUGGACCGGGCUGAGGCUCAACAACUGGCUGAAAGACUCUUCAGAUUGGAUGGUUUUCAGCGUACAGAUGUGGUCCGACACCUGGACAAAGACAAUGAGUUCAGUCAUGCUGUCGGGGAAGAGUACCUCACAUUCUUUGACUUCACCAACCAGAGUCUGGAACAAGCGCUCCGGUCAUUUCUGAAGGAGGUGGUUUUGAUCGGUGAGUCUCAGGAGCGUGAGAGAGUCCUGCAGCAUUUCUCCAGUCGAUUCCAGCAGUGUAAUCCAGACGCCUUCUCCUCAGCGGAAUCGGUUCUGACACUCACAUGCGCUCUCAUGCUGCUAAACACAGACCUGCAUGGACAAAAUGUCGGCAAGCCCAUGUCUGUUUCUGAAUUUGUGUCCAAUCUGGACGGGAUGAACGGAGGAGAGAAUUUCAACAAGGACUGUCUGAAGAGUCUUUAUAACUCCAUCAAGAGCGAUGUGCUUCAGUGGGCCAUAGACACAGAGGUUCUGGCAAAAUCCAUGAUGCUCGAGCAGGAUGUAGAGCAGGACAGACUUCUGCGAUCGAAGAGUAACCCCUUCCAGGAUCUCCCUCAUAAUAAAAAGGCCACCGUGUUCCAGAAAGGCUUUUUGAAACGCAAAGCUCAUGCGGACAUUGAUGGAAAACGCACUCCGUGGGGGAAACGAAGCUGGAAGACGUUUUAUGUGGUACUGAAGGGAGCCGUACUUUACCUGCAGAAGGACGAGUAUGGGAUUGACUGGCAGAGUUCAGAGGAAGUGGUUAGCGUUCAUCACGCUCUCACUGAGUGCGCUCUCAACUACACCAAACGACCUCACGUGUUUCGCCUGCAGACGGCCGACUGGAGAGUCUUCCUCUUCGAAGCUGCUUCCACAGAGCAGAUGAACAGCUGGAUCGGACGGAUAAACCUGGUGUCUGCGCUGUACUCCUCUCCACCGUUCGCUGCGGCGGUCGGAUCUCAGAAGAAGUUCUGUCGACCCAUCCUGCCCGCCGCUGAGUCAAACCUCACACUGGACAAACAGCUGCUGUCACAUGCGGCCACGUUACACAGUUUCCAGGAGGAUCUGAGGGUUCUUCAGCAGACGGCACUCGACGGACGUAAGGCCAAAGCCAGAGAACUUGAGGAGAUCCGACAGAGAGAAGAAUAUUUACAUUAUGAGAAGUCUCGUUAUGAAGUUUAUGUUAAAAUGCUGGAGGCCUGGCAGACCCUAGAAACGUCUGAAUCAUCCGUUGGAGACAAACUGAGCAUGUUUGAUGCAGGAGUGUGGAGAGGAGUGAUGGAUGAAGAUCAGGACGAGACUGAUGCUGUAAUGAAGAGAUCUCACUCGAGUCCGUCUCUGGAGUUAGAAACGCCUCCUCAACCUGUCGUGAAAGUCAGACGCAACAUCUCAGAGCGACGCACUUAUCGAAAGAUCAUAAUUCCACGUCGUAACAAAGAGCUUUGAAAAAUAAAGCACUUAGCCUUUACAAUGUUAGGACUGUUACAGAAACUGAUGGAAGCACUUGAAUCCUUAAUUUAAUCCUUUACAUUUAAUUUCCUUUUUUUAAGUUUUAAUUAAAAAUGUCAUUUAUAAUAGUUUAUAAAGACUGUUCCAUGCGAGUUAAAAAAUGCAAACAGUUCUAUUUUAUAACGCUUUAUAUAUACAGACUUUUUUGCACAAAGCUUUCAUCAGUUGACACUGUUCGUAUUGUCCACCAGAGGGAGGGAGGUGUUUCACAAGAUGUUUGAAUGAAGGAAGUCACCUCAGUCAUCACAGUUUAUUGUGACAUAAACAGAAAUGUGCAGAUACUGAUGUUAAACAGUGUGAAUGCUGGUAUGAUGAAGGGAUACAGCUUUUUCAUUAGGAAUCAUUUCUGUU